Messenger RNA from Naegleria fowleri, 441 nucleotides. RefSeq lists its product as uncharacterized. The transcript has a single exon. Gene Ontology annotation, molecular function: carbon-sulfur lyase activity. The record is from RefSeq and is a predicted model, not a curated record. Lineage: Eukaryota; Heterolobosea; Eutetramitea; Acrasida; Naegleriidae. Bases 1 to 441 code for a protein of 146 amino acids.
AUGUCUCAACAACAAGAUUACAAAGUCGAACUCUCCUUCUCCUGCCAUUGUGGAUUCAUGAAAUGCAAAACCAAGCAAAAAUCUUUGAAACCAGUCUCUUCGGACUCUCCUUUGGAAUUAACUGUCCUUGAUUGUAAUUGUUCAAUGUGUAGAAGAAAAGGAUUUCUUCAUCAUAUUGUGAGCGAGAAAAACUUUCAAUCUCCGAAUGAACUUUCACAACUCCAUUCUUAUUCAUUUCAGACACAUGUGGCCAAACACUACUUUUGUCCUGUGUGUGGAAUUUGUACCUUCUACAAACCACGAUCAAAUCCCGAUGGAUGGUCUGUGAAUUUUAGAUGUAUUGAUGAUGAGAGUGCAAAACUGGUGAAACAUGUCGUUGAAUUAUUUGAUGGUCAAAAUUGGGAAGAGAAUGGACAAAAAAUCAAACACUUGUCAGAGUAA